Strongylus vulgaris is the source of this 975-nucleotide messenger RNA. Lineage: Eukaryota; Metazoa; Nematoda; Chromadorea; Rhabditida; Strongylidae. The record is from the annotation of a GenBank genome assembly.
AUGACUGUUGUCAAGUUCCAGGCCAGCAAUGAAACUGUUGUCAUAAAUUCUGGCUCAAGUGCACCUCGAAGUGUAAGGGAGGAAACAUUUCUGGCUAAUCCGAAUCUAGCCAAAAUAGGAUACUCAUCAAUAGGAACACCUGGCUUUCUUCAUGGUAUCUGGACUGCUUAUAAACGUUUCGGAUCCGGUCGUAUAGCAUGGCAAGAUCUGCUUCUGCCUACUAUACAUCUGCUCGAGAGGGGUCGCUACAGUAAUCGCUCUGACAUUUCCUUAGAUAUCAACUACUUAGUGGAUCUCCUUGCGGCACAGCGUUCAGGAUUAAUGAGAUUGGAGCAAAUAGGUGAUCCAGACUUUGCAGUAUCAGAUCCAGUGAAGGAAAGCUUAGCAGAAAGACGUAAUAAUUCUAUAAAUGAUUCAGAAGAGGAAGCUGAAGACGUUGGCGGUGUUGAUAUCAAUGGAUUGCUUUGGAAACUGAAUCACGAAGAUACGGUCGGCUCGCACAUAAACGUCAUCGACAACGGUCAUAUGGCUGUAUCUUUGAGUUCAACUAUAAACGAAAAGUUUGGUUCCGUUCGUCGCUUUGAGAAAGGUGGUUUUAUCUGGAAUAAUGCAAUGUCUGGAUUUACUAUCCACGACAAAGAGGACAGUGAAGAUAUGCACGAGAAUUCUGUAGAGGGAAGGAAACGAUCACGUACAUCUAUGGCGCCUUUGAUGCUGUUUAAUCAGGAAGGACAGUUAAUCGGCUCCUAUGGUAUUACGGGAUCUCUUAAUUCAAUCCUUGGGAUGUCUCAGGUUCUCUUACAUCGUAUACUUUUUGACAUGCGGUUACUGUCCGAGAUGCGAACGUCGAUGUCACUUGAUCCUUUGCUAUUGAUAGACUCUGUGGUGCAUGUUUUAGAAAGGAGCAGUAAUGGAACAUUAAAGGCCGUGUGUGAUUUUCGUGACGAUUCAGAUCAGUGUGCAAGAGGAUUCUAA